Pelobates fuscus (common spadefoot toad) is the source of this 2647-nucleotide messenger RNA. It is a transcript of the gene NT5C2, whose product is annotated as 5'-nucleotidase, cytosolic II. The record is from RefSeq and is a predicted model, not a curated record. The coding region runs from base 117 to 1919 and encodes 600 amino acids. Lineage: Eukaryota; Metazoa; Chordata; Amphibia; Anura; Pelobatidae. The transcript has 18 exons. Gene Ontology annotation, molecular function: 5'-nucleotidase activity. Gene Ontology annotation, biological process: IMP metabolic process; adenosine metabolic process.
GGAGGCUAGCUGCUUCAUGUUACCGAUUCUCCACUGUAGACAUGCAUUCGCUGACUGGCAGGUCAUACAGUCUGCUAGGCUGCUGUUCCUUGUAUUGAUAAACAACUAGUCCACUGAUGGCUCUGGAGGUGUUUGUCAACUACGUUGCCUAUGAUGCUCUGUCUGACUUUACAAACGUUUACUGCAAAAAGAACCCAGCAAGCGGCUUGAAAAUGACAACUUCAUGGAGUGAUCGUCUACAAAAUGCAGCCGAUGUGCCGGCGAAUAUGGAUGGCCUAGCUAUGAAAAAAUAUCGCCGCGAGGCUUAUCACAGGGUCUUUGUGAACAGAAGUCUAGCCAUGGAAAAGAUCAAAUGCUUUGGAUUUGAUAUGGAUUAUACACUUGCUGUAUACAAGUCUCCAGAGUAUGAAUCUCUUGGCUUUGAUCUGACAGUGGAACGAUUGGUGUCUAUUGGAUACCCUCAAGAGCUUUCCAGUUUUGUUUACGACUCUACAUUCCCCACCAGGGGCUUGGUGUUUGAUACUAUGUAUGGAAAUCUCUUAAAAGUUGACGCCUAUGGCAAUAUUCUUGUCUGCGCACAUGGAUUUAACUUCAUGAGAGGGCCAGAAACAAGAGAACAAUACCCCAACAAGUUUAUUCAGAGAGAUGACACCGACCGGUUCUACAUCCUGAACACCCUGUUCAAUUUACCAGAAACCUACCUGCUGGCUUGUUUGGUAGAUUUCUUCACAAACUGUGACCGAUACAAAAGCUGUGAGAUGGGGUUUAAAGAUGGAGAUCUCUUCAUGUCCUUCCGGAGCAUGUUCCAGGAUGUCAGGGAUGCUGUUGAUUGGGUCCAUUAUAAGGGGUCACUAAAAGAGAAGACACUGGAAAAUCUGCCAAAGUAUGUUGUGAAAGAUUCGAAGCUGCCGCUGCUGCUGAGCCGCAUGUGCGAAAUGGGAAAGGUGUUCCUCGUGACAAACAGUGACUUUAAGUACACAGAGAAAAUUAUGACUUACCUGUUUGACUUUUCACAUGGACCAAAGCCUGGGGUCCCACACAGACCGUGGCAGUCCUAUUUUGAUUUAAUUUUAGUUGAUGCACGAAAGCCACUCUUCUUUGGAGAAGGAACCGUACUGCGACAAGUGGAUACUGUCACUAGCAAGUUGAAGAUUGGGACCUACACCGGUCCGUUACAGCAUGGAAUAGUCUAUUCAGGAGGUUCAUCGGACAUUUUGUGCGACCUACUUGGAGCUAAAGGCAAGGAGAUCCUCUACAUUGGUGACCACAUCUUUGGGGAUAUCCUGAAGUCCAAGAAGAGACAGGGCUGGAGAACCUUCUUGGUAAUCCCAGAGCUAGCUCAAGAGCUCCACGUGUGGACUGACAAAAGCUCUCUUUUUGAAGAACUUCAGAGUCUAGAUAUCUUUUUGUCGGAGCUUUACAAACAUCUGGACAGUAGCAGCAAUGAGCGACCUGACAUCAGCUCCAUCCAGAGGCGCAUUAAGAAAGUUACCCAUGAUAUGGACAUGUGCUAUGGCAUGAUGGGAAGUCUGUUCCGCAGCGGGUCUCGGCAGACUUUGUUUGCAAGUCAGGUGAUGCGCUACGCUGACCUUUAUGCUUCCUCAUUCAUCAAUCUUCUAUAUUACCCAUUCAGCUACCUCUUCAGAGCUGCACAUGUAUUGAUGCCCCAUGAAUCGACUGUCGAGCACAUUCACAUGGACCUUAACGAAUCCGAGUCGCCAAUGGCCACGCGUAACCGCUCCUCUCUUGAUUUCAAGGAUUCUGACUUCAAGCGCCAUCAUUUGACCCGCUCCAUCAGUGAGAUCAAACCCCCCAAUCUCUUCCCUCAAACUCCCCAGGAAAUCACACACUGCCACGAUGAAGACGAUGACGAAGAGGAGGAGGAGGAGGAGGAAGAAGAAGAGGAGGAGGAGGAAUAAAAUGGUUAAAAAGAAAAUUGAUCAUACGGAACAGCAAAUCAUUACGGCAGUGUUGUAACAACAAAAACAAAAGGAAAUCACUGUAGUGUUUCACUUGGAAGAUAUUCCGCCCGUGAGACAUGUAGCGUUUUAUUGGACCUAAACAAAUACUAUCUGCAUUAUUUUAUUUUGUUCUCUUUGUUGUUGUGUUCCCGUCCAAGAUUUAUAAAUGCAAAACAACACUUACACUUAAUUAUUUUAACUUUGUACACAUUUAUGCAAGUGUACUAUAAGUGCAACAUGUCUCCUUUGUGAGAGACGGUAUUUACUUUUGAUGUUUAUUUCUCUGGUAUGUUUACUGUUAAUCCUUUUGCAUUUCUAGAAAUCAGAGAAUGCGUUCAAUGGUUUGGACAGAGGGUGUUACAGUCUUCUCCAUCACUGAAAAGGUUACCGUAAUCGCGAAUACUUCCUGCCUUGUAGAUUCCAGAAAAAAAAUAUUCUGAAAUCUUAUCAGACCGCAGUGUGGGAUAGACUCUUUCAGAUCAGUCUCUGAAUAUGCUGUAAUUUUGACAGUGCAUGGAUGCAGGAGAGGACAUCUUUAAAAUAGGCAUCUGAAUUGAUCUAUAAUCCAUAUUAUAAAUAGCAACGUUUUUAUUCUGUAUUAUUUGAACUCAACUGUUGUGAUUUUUUUUUUUCUUGUUUAAAGAAAAGCACAGUUUUUUGCAAAGUAAACAAAAAUGAAAAUUCCA